Messenger RNA from Truncatella angustata, 726 nucleotides. RefSeq lists its product as uncharacterized. Bases 1 to 726 code for a protein of 241 amino acids. Gene Ontology annotation, molecular function: acyltransferase activity, transferring groups other than amino-acyl groups. NCBI's taxonomy places the organism in Eukaryota, Fungi, Ascomycota, Sordariomycetes, Amphisphaeriales, Sporocadaceae. The record is from RefSeq and is a predicted model, not a curated record. The transcript has 2 exons.
AUGGCUUUCAUCCGCCCCUAUAGGGAGUCCGACUUUGAUGCGUGCGCUCAUAUUUGCCGCGCGACCCUCCCCCCUUCCCUCUCCACAUCGCCCAUAGCGGCCAAACUAUCCCCUUACCUGUGGACCCACCAGUACACCUUCCUCUCCCCCGACACCUGCUGGAUCCUGGACGACGGCCACGGCGCCGCCGUGGGCUACUGCAUCGGGUGUCCCGACGUAUUCGCGCUGGCAUCUUCGUACGACCGGUACGUCUCCAGCGUGCUGAGCCCCACGGUCGCGGCGCCGCCGGACCUGGAGACCCGCGAGCCCUGGACCAUCAUGGACGACUCCCUGCUGGGCCUGACGGCGCCAGGGGACCCGAGGGGCACCCAGCAGAAGGUCAAUGUGGUGGCCAUGGCGCAAACGGCCUACAACCCGCAGUGGCUCCUGUUUGAGGGUAAUGAGGACCUGACGGACAAGUGGAGGGCGACGAUGCAUAUCGAUCUGCUGGACGAGUGGCAGGGGAAAGGAUUCGGCCGAAAGCUGAUCGACAAGUUUGUGGAGAGCGUCAAUGGAAGUGGGCAGGACUACGGGCAAGGAAUCUGGAUUGGAAUUAGUGGAGAGAAUGGAAAGGUGAUCAAGUUCUACGAGAAGGUGGGGUUUCGAAUCGUUGAGAGGCCUGCCAGCGAAGGGGGAGGUGGAUUCAACAUGGUGAGAGACAUCACCAAGGCAGAAGGUGCAAGUUAG